This is a messenger RNA of Sorex fumeus (smoky shrew), 1348 nucleotides long. RefSeq names its product SRY-box transcription factor 3 (gene SOX3). Gene Ontology annotation, molecular function: DNA-binding transcription factor activity, RNA polymerase II-specific; RNA polymerase II cis-regulatory region sequence-specific DNA binding. Lineage: Eukaryota; Metazoa; Chordata; Mammalia; Eulipotyphla; Soricidae. The transcript has a single exon. Gene Ontology annotation, biological process: anatomical structure morphogenesis; positive regulation of transcription by RNA polymerase II; cell differentiation. The record is from RefSeq and is a predicted model, not a curated record. The coding region runs from base 162 to 1346 and encodes 394 amino acids.
UUGGGCUCGCCUAGUCCUUCCCGCCUGACCCGCUGGCCCACCGGCCGGCCCUCCAGCGCCCACCGACGGAGUCCCAGGGCCUUUUCACCGUGGCCGCUCCUCCAGUCCCUGGAGCGCCUUCUCCUCCCGCCACUCUGGCGCACCUUCUUCCCGCCCCGACGAUGUACAGCCUGCUGGAGAGUGAGCUCAAGAACCCCGUGGGACCCCCCGGCCCGGCGGCGGGCGCGGGCGGCCCGGGCGGCCCGGGAGGCGCAGGCAAGAGCGGCGCGAACGCGGGCGGCGGCGCGAACGCGGGCGGCGGCAGCGGCGGCGGCGGCGGCGCGAACGCGGGCGGCGGCGGAGGCGGUGGCGGCGGCGGCGGCGGCGGCGGCGACCAGGACCGGGUGAAACGCCCCAUGAACGCCUUCAUGGUGUGGUCCCGGGGCCAGCGGCGCAAGAUGGCCCUGGAGAACCCCAAGAUGCACAACUCGGAGAUCAGCAAGCGCCUGGGCGCCGACUGGAAACUGCUGACCGACGCCGAGAAGCGGCCGUUCAUCGACGAGGCCAAGCGGCUGCGCGCCGUGCACAUGAAAGAGUACCCGGACUACAAGUACCGGCCGCGCCGCAAGACCAAGACGCUGCUCAAGAAGGACAAGUACUCGCUGCCCGGCGGCCUGCUGCCCCCCGGCGCCGCCGCCGCCGCCGCCGCCGCGGCCGCCGCCGCCGCCGCCGCCGCGGCCGCCAGCAGCCCGGUGGGCGUGGGCCAGCGCCUGGACACGUACACGCACGUGAACGGCUGGCCCAACGGCGCGUACUCGCUGGUGCAGGAGCAGCUAGGGUACCCGCAGCCCCCGAGCAUCAGCAGCCAGCCGCCGCCGCCGCCGCCGCCGCCGCCGCCCGCGCUGCCGCAGAUGCACCGCUACGACAUGGCCGGCCUGCAGUACGGGCCCAUGAUGCCGCCGGGCGCGCAGAGCUACAUGAACGCCGCGGCCGCCGCCUCGGGCUACGGGGGGAUGGCGCCGUCGGCCGCGGCCGCCGCCGCCGCCGCCGCCGCCGCCUACGGGCCGCAGCCCUCGGCCGCCGCCGCCGCCGCCGCCGCCGCCGCCAUGAGCCUGGGCCCCAUGGGCGCCGUGGUGAAGACGGAGCCCAGCUCGCCGCCGCCCGCCAUCGCGUCGCACUCGCAGCGCGCGUGCCUCGGCGACCUGCGCGACAUGAUCAGCAUGUACCUGCCGCCCGGAGGCGACGCGGCCGACGCCGCCUCGCCGCUGCCCGGCGGCGGCGGCGGCCGCCUGCACGGCGUGCACCAGCACUACCAGGGCGCCGCCGGGACUGCGGUCAACGGCACGGUGCCGCUCACCCACAUCUGAGC